ACGCUUUAGCCGUAGUGGGAUUUGUAAAUUCGCCGCGUCUCACUGUCAUGCGCAACGGUGGCACUGCCAUGUUGGAUCGAAAGCUCGGUGCACAGGAGUUCAGAUGAAAGUUUAGAGUCUCAAGACGACGUUGGAUAACCUUGUGUCUAUUUCUGAGACACAAGACCUCUCUCAACACACCACCGGCCGAAACACAACAGGUCUGAUUAUGAGAGCCUUCGGAUCCAAGCGGCGGUGAUCAGAGAUCAAUGAACACGUAUUUUCUGUUUAACACUUCCUGAUCACAAGUUCACACCAUCGGAUUGUUAAAAAUGAGCGGUCCACUUUCACACAGGAGGCCUGGGAUCAAUGUUGGCUCCAUUCUUCUCACCCCGCAAGAAAACGAAGUGCUUUCCAACCAUCUGGGCAGGAAAUGCACCAGUUUGUGUUCAGCCGUGGUGCAGGUCUAUGGAGCCGACAGAAACUCAUCCUGGGUGAAGAAGUGCUGUGGGGUGGCCUGUCUGGUGAAAGACAACUCUCAGAGAUCUUACUUCAUCAGGGUGAUUGAUAUGAAAGAUGGAAAACAAUUGUUUGAUCAAGAGCUCUACAACAACUUUUCAAUAAACUACUCCAGGCCAUACUUUAUCACAUUUGCUGGAGAUGUAAGUACUCAGAUCUUGUAUCUACAUGCCUUCUGUGUUUUUCAAACAAUCAUGCUGUAUGCUUGUACUUCAGCGGACCGUAAGGUAUGUGCCAUCAUGGACACAGACACAGAUAAAGUUGGAGUUAAAAUCAACCCUUCAAAUGCUGGCAGAGAAAAGCAAGAGCAGCCUGACCGGACCCAGUGUCGUGGACGUCUGCAUGCAUUCAGAGAUGAUGUUCUGCACCACCUUUUUGUCAGCGCCGACUGA
This is a messenger RNA of Sinocyclocheilus rhinocerous, 890 nucleotides long. RefSeq names its product neural Wiskott-Aldrich syndrome protein-like. The coding region runs from base 312 to 890 and encodes 192 amino acids. The transcript is spliced from 4 exons. Lineage: Eukaryota; Metazoa; Chordata; Actinopteri; Cypriniformes; Cyprinidae. The record is from RefSeq and is a predicted model, not a curated record.